Coccidioides immitis RS is the source of this 787-nucleotide messenger RNA. RefSeq lists its product as uncharacterized. The coding region runs from base 388 to 675 and encodes 95 amino acids. The transcript has 3 exons. The record is from RefSeq and is a predicted model, not a curated record. NCBI's taxonomy places the organism in Eukaryota, Fungi, Ascomycota, Eurotiomycetes, Onygenales, Onygenaceae.
GAUGAUGGAUCUCGCAGCGAGUCUAUGCAUCGCCGUCGUGGUACCUGAGCGUCUUAUGUAAGGGCGCCGUCAGCGACCUCCCCACGUCGUUCGUCGCGCCAGCAGCAAUCGAGACCGCCGCAGCGUGGUCGGGCGAAAUGAACACGGCGUGAUCGCGCGCUUGACCCUUGAGGUGUUGGCCAGAUCCCCAGCUAAUAGUUUCGUCACUGUGACACACGCUCAACACCGGCCAAAGAAAAGAGGAGCCAGGCGGUGUCUGGGCUAAGGGAUCCAAGUUACACUUCCCAAAAAGCUGCUCGUUGAACAAGUCGACGCCUUGAACGAACAAAGAGAGAAGGGCAGCGCCAUGCGAAGGCCUCGCGAGUUCGGGAUGACAGCAACGAUCUUAUGAACUCAUUAAAGAGACAAGGAUACGGCCUUGUUCAUCAACAAUCGUCGCAGCGAUUUAAUUUUGCAAUUCCCUGUCUGCAUCUCGUACUGAGUUCCUGUUUUUCUGUUCCGAACCUCGGGGUCCUUGCAUUGUGUCAAAGCUCCUUUUCACAGACGCGAGGGCAGCUUCUUCCCUCUCCGAGAACCUCUGUGGUGGCAUUAUUAGCCUGUUCCUCCGAAACUCGACGGGGAAAAGGCGCACCGAGGACGUCGUAUGGGAUUAUGCCCAUCAAUUACCAGAUAUAAUUAAUAAAUCCUGUUUAUAUGGCGAUCGAAUUUGCCCAAUUAUUCAGUCAGCACAAUCAGGGAUCAUUCACAACUCUAGUUCAUUUUAAAUUGAUGUUAUCAUCGUUAUGAA